This is a messenger RNA of Rhizoctonia solani, 3480 nucleotides long. RefSeq lists its product as uncharacterized. The coding region runs from base 1 to 3480 and encodes 1159 amino acids. NCBI's taxonomy places the organism in Eukaryota, Fungi, Basidiomycota, Agaricomycetes, Cantharellales, Ceratobasidiaceae. The record is from RefSeq and is a predicted model, not a curated record. The transcript is spliced from 14 exons.
AUGCCGCCCUCACCGUUGGUUGCGGCGAUCCCUACCUCCGUGGUUAAGCGCCGCCCGCCUCCUGCCCGCCUCCCGCCUUUGUUUACCGCGGAGAUAAGCCCCGCGGGAUUACGCCAUCGCCCCAACGGCUUGACGAUGACGCGAUAUGGGCGCUCAGUCCACCGUGGACCUGUCAAUUGCUGUCUUGAUGUCUCCACCAUCACCGAUUCUAACGUAAUCAAUAUCCCAGUCCCCACCGGUACAUGGUCGACGCCUCGUUGUGAAUACGCAUCUGUUUGCUGUGCCAAACCUCCCAACCUCGCCUUCCGUAACCGUGUCCAGUAUACCGUCCUCAGACGCCCAUUGCCCCCCCCCCUCCACCUCGAACCCACCGACUCCACGCCCCUCCUCGUCGCCGACCUUCUCGUCCCAGACGCCGUCGUAAUGCCCGUUCGUGGACCACCUGCCCCUCGUUCGUACGCUGGACGUCGUGAGACUGGUCACCAGAUGGUCGGCAAGGCCUCAUCCCCUGCAACUUCGCUCGUAUGCAGGUCAACGCUACAUUACCUGGCGAAGGAAAUCUCUCCCACCCUAGUUGUUGUCGUACGCGCACAUCCCCACUCGAGGGGCGGCAGUAGGUCGUUAUUGACUCCUAGUAAAGUUGAGGAAAUUAGUGGGCGCGUUUUCGAUCGUCGCACUCGAACGUUGCAACAAUCUUACCACGCCCUGAUUGAAAGUCACCCGGCCAGCCGUCGGCAAGACGUCGAAGCAAUUCGUAAUGAGGUUGGAUGGAGUGGUGCUUUUUCCGAGGGCACUUGGGAGCCUAUCGACACGGGUGAACCCGCUGACGACAACACCGAGGACGACUGGUUUGAUGACCCCGAGGGAGGGUACGAGUCGAUCUCGGUCGCUAUUUUGCGUCGGAUUGGUUUCAAGGCUCUCUCACAAUCGUGGACUGAGCGGUUUACCCGGGAAGAAUACUCAUGGGGUCAAACACGGGAUCAAGUUUACGAAGCUUAUUUGGAGUAUAAUCGUACCGGAGCUCCCUUGUCCGAUCCAGCAUCCCCAACAUCUCCUGCGGCAUCAUCGAAAUCUCGGUCUUUUGCCAUAUUGUGUAUCAAUUUCACGACCAAAGUAUGGACCACGUUCACAUCUGACGCUAGUACUCCUCGAGUUGUAACCCUUGCACGCCACGGUUACUUUGCGCCGACCCCUUCCCUGCCUUCCUGCGCAAUACACGUUGACUUGCUGAGGUUUUGUGUCGCGCUACGACGUCAUGCAUCUACUAUCAGUAUACAGGGUAUCGCGACCGCCAUCUGCGACAUGCACAGGACUAUCUAUACACCCCAUAUACGCAAGCAACUCUCUGCCGCGAUUGAUUAUUAUUUAAUAAUCCAUUGGAUGGCCGAAGCAAACCUCGACAAAGCUCUAUCGCGAGACCACCCUGACUGGAGGAUGGCAAACACAUGCCCGGCAUGUAGUUAUCGUUUAAAGAAUGAACCAAAGCUCAAAUUUUCGGUGUUGUGUACAUGUGACGGAAACGAUUCGAUCAAGCGUGUAGCUGCGUCUUGCACCGUUGAUUGCCGAAAGUUCGACCAUAGUUAUUUUCUUGAUUCCCAGUAUGUCGACAGAUUUGAGAAUGAGGUGCCACGCGUGGAUGAGGGCGCGGAUGGUUUGGAAUCCACAAGUACGGCCUGUCACGAACGAUGGAAGAAUGCACGCGCCGACGACAAUAAAAAGUCAAUUGUGGUCUUCGAUGAAACCGGGAUUUUUGUAGCCUCAUGCCGUCACGGCUUCGUCCUACUUGUAGAGGACAUGCGUCAGUCGGGUGAACUGGCAAAGUAUGCACUUGCAGCUGUUGACAGAUUAUGCCAAGUAUUUGGCGACGACCUUCUCAUUGGCUAUGACAUUGGGUGCACUUUUCGUGGCACAGCGGAACGCAGCCCGCUUGUUGGGCCUGUGGUGCGCCGUCAUAACACUAAUUUUGUUGUUGGAUCGUUCCACGGGUAUGCUCACAACCGGAAGUGCCAAUUAGCAAAUCACCCGUUAAACGUUGAGGGUGCGGGAUUAGAGUCCUUUGAGGAGAACGAGCAGCUGUUCUCGUCAUCCAAUUCGGUUGCUCGCACGACUCGUCAUGCUUCCAGCUACCAUCGGCGGCAACUCCUAGCAUUACAUCUGGAAGGGUGGGAUUUUGGGCGCCGUUGCGCAAUAGGCUCAGUUUUAAAAGGACGGUAUACUUCAGCACUGCGCAUCAUGUCAACUUUACCCAAGGAAUUGCUCAAACUUGGUCGCGGAAAAAGCGACAAUGACUGGCGUGCCAUGUUUGAAUCAGAAAAACAGCAUUUUGAGGCACUUAAAGAUCCAACCCCCAAAAGCUUGUUUGCAAUGCAUUACGUGAAGCGACUUCGAGUUUUGGCUGAGAAAAAGAAGGCCUUCACUGAUGCAUUCUCAACCAAUAUGGCUCAUACACUUGCCAGUCACAUUGAUAUUUACCGCAAGCAUCCUUCCAUCCAAAACACCGAGCAAGAGGAUGAAUAUCAGCAUGGUAUUGCUACUCAAGUUAGAAAGAUUGAGGCACAGCGGAUGGCCGCCUCCGAGCAGCUCUUAGUCAUCCAGACUGAAGUUGAACGCCUGGAACAAGAGCAUGCUAUUAAUCCCCGAUGGACACCUGGAUGUAAGGAGUGGGAAGCAGCUGUUGAACGUGAGGCUUUGGAGGAUUACCACGAGGCUCUCCGUAUGCUUGAAUUGCUAGUCAUUCAGCGUAUUGCCGAGCUUGAAAAAGCAAACGCAAUUGGAACAGGCAAUGUAGGUUACAAAGCUCGUGUCCAAAUGUCAAAAGCUAUCAAACGGAGGGAAAAAGCGUUGAAUACAGCGUUAAAUCAAUACAAUGCUGCUGCCCAGGCUGUCAACCCUCCGCGACCAAUUAUUUCAUUCAAUGAACUCUCCGAAUACGCCUACCUCGCUAAUUUUGACUUCUUGAAGUACUCUGAACACGGUACACUGGAAGCGGAGUGGAGUCGCCCUGUGAAUCGGCGUUGCGUUGAGCUAUGGCAACGUAUUCAACGUGCUGAAGAGGAGAUUAUCCGGCUCAAUAUUGAAAUAACUCGAGUACUCACCCACAUUCGCGACGAGGAGGCCUUUUUAUCGGCUCAGUGUGAAGUACUGAAGUUGUCUAACCCAAACCUUGCCCAUAUUCUCUGUGAUCGCCUCCAGCUUACACAACAAGUUAACCAACGUGUUAAAAAAGACCUUGAGGACUUGGCCAAACUGAAGAAGUUCUCAGGAAGUCUUUCGUUGGGCGUAGGAGUACACUGUACUGAUUCAACCAAAGCUGGUGAUCCACAGCCAAACAACACCCCGGAGACAACGUUAGAGCCAAACCUUGCUUUGGGUGACACGGAAGAUGCAGGACUGGUGGACGAUUCUCUCAUGGAUGAUGAGUUUCCGGAGGCAGCUCAUGAUGCACUGACUGCAUUUGAAACAUGUUGCCAGUCGCAGUGA